This is a messenger RNA of Carica papaya (papaya), 2130 nucleotides long. Its product is annotated as subtilisin-like protease SBT4.13. Gene Ontology annotation, biological process: proteolysis. Gene Ontology annotation, molecular function: serine-type endopeptidase activity. NCBI's taxonomy places the organism in Eukaryota, Viridiplantae, Streptophyta, Magnoliopsida, Brassicales, Caricaceae. The record is from RefSeq and is a predicted model, not a curated record.
GAUAGAAAGGUGCAUAUUGUGUACAUGGGAUCACUUCCUAACCGCGUGUAUUCACCAUCGUCACAUCAUUUUACCAUGCUUCAAGAUGUCAUAGGGGCUAGCUUCGAAGAAAAUUUAUUGGUCAGAAGUUACGGAAGAAGUUUCAAUGGAUUUGCAGCCAAUAUCACUGAUUCUGAGAAACAGAAGCUUGAAGCAAUGGAAGGAGUUGUUUCAGUUUUUCCAAGGACAAUUUUUCAUCUCCAGACAACGAGAUCCUGGGGCUUCUUGGGGUUUAACGAUACCCGCAAGCUUCAUGAUCCAAGAGUUGAGGGCAAUAUUGUAGUUGGUGUUAUUGACAGUGGAAUCUGGCCUGAAUCAAAAAGCUUUAAUGAUAAAGGUUUUGGUCCUGCACCAAAGAAGUGGAAGGGUGCAUGUAAUGGUGGCAAAAAUUUCACUUGCAACAACAAGAUUAUUGGAGCGCGAUUUUAUACUACAGACUCCGCAAGGGAUACUGAUGGUCAUGGAUCCCAUACUGCUUCUACAGCAGCAGGAAACGAAGUAAGUGAUGUAAGUUUUUUUGGAAUGGCAAAAGGAGUUGCGAUAGGAGGGGUUCCUUUCGCAAGAAUUGCUGCCUAUAAAGUUUGUGUAGAAAAUGGGUGUGGCACCGAAGCUCUUUUGGCUGCUUUCGAUGAUGCUAUUGCUGAUGGAGUUGAUGUCAUAACAAUUUCAAUAGCUCCAGCAAUUGGGCUAGAUUUUGUGAAUGAUCCUAUCGCAAUUGGCGCUUUUCAUGCAAUGGCGAAAGGAAUUAUUACAGUGCAGUCUGCAGGAAAUUCUGGUCCUUCAAGUACUUUAGUGGCAAGUGUAGCGCCAUGGAUUCUUUCUGUUGCAGCAAGCACCAUUGAUCGUUCCUUCGUCAAUAAAGUUGUUCUCGGAAAUGGCAAGACUUUAGUAGGCAAGGCAGUUAAUACUUUCAGUUUAAAUGGAGUUAAAUAUCCCUUGGCCUAUGGAAAAGGUGUUAUUGCUUCAGGCUGCACUGAUGAUCUUGCAGAGCGAUGCUUGGUAGGAUGUUUAGACAGUGGCUUAGUGAAGGGAAAAAUUGUGCUAUGUGAUGAGAUUGGUGGAUAUUCUGUUGUUCAAGACGCUGGAGGUCUGGGAUCACUACUUAAAGCGAAAAGUUCUGAAGCUAGUUCCAAUCUUUUCCCAGUACCUGUAUCAGCUUUAGUAGAUGUUGACUAUGACACAGUCAAGGAAUACAUUAAAACAACAGACAAGCCUGUAGCAGAAAUACUGAAAAGUGAGACCAUCGAAGAUUCAAAUGCUCGUAUUGUAGCUUACUUUUCUUCGCGUGGGCCAAAUUCCAUUGCACCAGAUAUUUUAAAGCCGGAUUUAUCAGCUCCAGGAGUGGACAUCUUGGCUGCAUUUUCUCCCCUAGCACCCCUCACAAAAGAUAAAUCAGAUUCUCGGCGAGUAGACUACAACGUGAUGUCGGGAACCUCCAUGGCUUGCCCCCAUGUCGCUGCAGUUGCUGCUUAUGUCAAAGCAUUGCACCCUGAUUGGUCUCCUUCAGCCAUCCACUCUGCUCUUAUGACAACAGCCUUGCCAAUGAAACCUUCAAGUACUUCCGAUGCCGAAUUUGCUUAUGGAUCUGGACAUAUCAAUCCUUUACAAUCUGCUAAUCCCGGGCUUGUAUACGAAGCUAGUAAAGAGGAUUACAUAAAAGUGCUUUGUGGGUUGGGCUAUAAUUCGAGUGAGAUCAAGAAAAUAUCAGGAGAUGAUAGCACCUGUCCUGUCGGGGCUGAUACCUCACUAGUGAGGAAUCUUAAUUACCCUUCAAUGGCUACCAACAUUACUGAACCAGGAAAACCAUUCACGGUUGUUUUUCACCGAACUGUCACGAAUGUUGGCCUUGCAAAUUCCGUUUACAAAGCAACAAUCUCCUCGAAUGCAAAUAUUAAAAUCACAGUCGAGCCUAACGUUCUCUCUUUCAAGUCUUUGAAUGAGAAAAUGUCAUUCGACGUCACAGUCGUUGGAAAUAAAUUGGAUUCUCCAGUAGUAUCUGGAUCUUUGGUCUGGUCCGAUUCCACUCAUCAAGUGAGGAGUCCCAUUGUCAUGUCCGCCUGUUAUACCUGUAAUAAUGUUAAUGGCAUUUAA